This is a messenger RNA of Humulus lupulus (European hop), 354 nucleotides long. RefSeq lists its product as uncharacterized. Bases 1 to 354 code for a protein of 117 amino acids. The transcript has a single exon. NCBI's taxonomy places the organism in Eukaryota, Viridiplantae, Streptophyta, Magnoliopsida, Rosales, Cannabaceae. The record is from RefSeq and is a predicted model, not a curated record.
AUGCCGAGCACCAGCCUUGCUAACGCGAAGCAAGGAGAAAAUGAGAGUCUAAAGAGCUACAUUCAUAGCUUCAAUAUGGAGGGGGCUAACGUAGGGAGUUUGACCCGUAGAGAGCUAAAAAUUGCCAUCACAGCCGGAGUACGCUCGGGAAGCAAGUUAAGGGAUUACAUGCUCAAAAGGGAGGUCACAGAUUUGGAUGACUUCUAUGAGCGGGCGCAUAAAUGUAUUCAUGUGGAGGAUGGUCAUGAAAGCCUCAAGGCUGGAAAAGGAAAAUAUCCACCAAAACUCUCAUUCCGAGAAAGCCGAAGUGGUCCAAAGAAGAAGAGGGUAUAUGAAGGAAUGAGAGAUGAUUGA